Monopterus albus (swamp eel) is the source of this 2341-nucleotide messenger RNA. It is a transcript of the gene prph, whose product is annotated as peripherin. The transcript has 9 exons. NCBI's taxonomy places the organism in Eukaryota, Metazoa, Chordata, Actinopteri, Synbranchiformes, Synbranchidae. Gene Ontology annotation, cellular component: type III intermediate filament; plasma membrane; cytoplasm. The record is from RefSeq and is a predicted model, not a curated record. The coding region runs from base 128 to 1618 and encodes 496 amino acids. Gene Ontology annotation, biological process: intermediate filament organization. Gene Ontology annotation, molecular function: structural constituent of cytoskeleton.
CGAGCACUUGAGGAAGGAAGGGUUCAUGUGGGUGGGUUAAGGACAGAUGAUGGAGGAAGGGGGAGGUGUGAGGAUAAUGAGAUGAGCCAGCCUGAGACCAUAAAAACCCGCCGCACUCUUCACACUGAUGUCCUGUUGCAUCACCAAGACUCAGGCUCUCCAUCUUCCCACAACGACAGAGAACAGAACAAGACCAAUCAUGAGCCACUCUUCACUGCAUACCUCCACCUCCUACAGGCGCACUUUUGGAAGCCCACACCCAGUCUCCAUGUCCUCCUACUCCUCCGUGGCCUCCCGUAUGCCCUAUUCUGGGGGGCGCUAUAUGCGUUCAGCGUCACCUGUGGUGGCAUCCCGCUCCACCGUUUACCAACAGCGGUCCCGCUCCAGCGUCCCGCCUCCUCGCUUAACCUAUGACAAGGUGGAUUUCACUUUGGCUGAAGCCAUCAACCAAGAGUUCCUCACCACCCGCAGCAACGAAAAAGCGGAGCUGCAGGAGCUCAACGACCGCUUUGCCAGCUUCAUCGAGAAGGUGCGGUACCUGGAGCAGCAGAAUAAUGCUCUUCAGGUGGAGCUCACACAGUUCAGGGGCCAGCAGCACGGCCAGCCCAAUCGCGCCUCUGAGCUCUUCCAGGAGGAGGUGAGGGAGCUACGGCGCCAGAUGGAUGCCAUCGGUAAAGAGAGGGACCAGUACCAGCUGGAGAGGGACAACCUAGCUGAGGACCUGGCCCUGCUCAAGCAGAGGUUGGAUGAAGAAGCCCAGAAGAGGGCAGAUGCUGAGAAUAACCUGGCUGCCUUUCGCAAGGAUGUGGAUGAUGCCACUCUGUCCCGUCUGGAGCUGGAGAGAAAGAUUGAGUCUCUGAUGGAUGAGAUUGAAUUCCUUAAGAAGCUCCAUGAUGAAGAAAUCCAGGACGUCCAAGUGAGUGUCCAGACCCAGCAGCUGAAGCUGGAGGUGGACAGCAGCUCCAGGCCUGAUCUAACUGGCGCCCUGAGAGACAUCAGGGCUCAAUAUGAGACCAUUGCCUUAAAGAACAUGCAGGAGUCUGAGGACUGGUACAAGUCCAAGUUUGCUGAUUUGACUGAGUCUGCAAAGCGCAACACUGAUGCUCUGAGGCAGGCCAAGCAGGAGGCCAAUGAGUCCAGGAGGCAGAUUCAGUCGCUCAACUGUGAAAUUGAUGCACUCAAAAACACGAAUGAAGCUCUGCUGAGGCAGAUGCGUGACAUGGAGGACCAGUUUGGUAAUGAGAUUGCCAAUUACCAGGACAAUAUAGGCAGACUGGAAGAUGAGAUCCGCCAUCUGAAGGAAGAGAUGGCUCGUCAUCUUCGGGAGUACCAGGACCUCCUCAAUGUCAAAAUGGCUCUGGACAUUGAGAUAGCCACUUACCGUAAACUGCUGGAGGGGGAGGAGAACAGGAUUACUGUUCCCAUCUUAAAUAUCGGCAUGAGCAAUCACCUUGGAGAGCGAGACUACGAACAUACUCCAGACAGCCAGAGCAGGAGGACUGUGGUGAUAAAGACUGUUGAGACAAGAGAUGGAGAGGUGGUGAAGGAAUCCAAGAGGGAGAAGGAGAGAGACUCAGGCCAUACUGAUAGAGCCGACAAGGACGACAAGGAAAAGUAGAUAGAAACUGAUGUGAAGGUUGUGCCAUGAUAGAAGAAAAAACAUGAAAAAACUGAAAACUUGAGAAAACAAAUAGACAAACUCUGGCCUAUAUAGUCCAAGUUCCCACUAGUUAUGUGUUUAUCUGUAGCAAAGUCUUUCAGUAUAGGUGCAAUGUUACAGUACAUUAAUCUCCUUCAACAGUGUCACUUUAGGGCUCUUUAAGUCACCCACCUUUUGCUAAACACCUAUAUUAUCUGUAGGACUGAGCAAAACCUCUUUAUUAACAUACCACCUGAGGCCUUGAUUUACAGUGCAAUCCUGUUGACCACACAUUUGCAGCAGAGUAUUAAGCUAAGCAUUAAAUAGGUAGUUUGUGAAUUACUAACAAACUUCAGACCCUGCCCUUUGGUCAACACCUCUUAAAAGACUGAGAUUAAAUGAACCAUUCACAUUUUCUUUUAAAAGAGCUGCUAUUCUGUUACUGUGUAAACCAUCAAAUCACCAAAGACAUGGCUCAAUAAGAAAUAUGUAACGCAUAAGAAAUGAUGACAGUGAAGAUAAGGCAGUCACCAACUGAAGACUAGUGCCGAAUGUGCUUCGCAGUGUCGUGUGUAUCUGGCAUGACUGAUGAAUGAAUAUGUAAGUGCAAAUAAACAUAACUGGAGCAAGUCUGUGUUUUCUUGUCUGUCCACAUAGCUGAUUUUUAAUUGACUGGUAUUCUAUUUGAAUAAUGCUUUUUCC